GGAGCUUUGGAAAUGAACGAGGAUCACUAAACCGCAUAUUCCGAGAUGACGAGCUGUGUAUAAGAUGAGCACGAUGGACCAGUUCUUUGAGGGCCUCUCUCUUCCCUCUGUAACUCAAGACUGGUCUCUUGUCACUCAUUAGGCUUUAAUUUUCGUCUUUCGUCUUUCUUUUUUUCCCCUUUACUUUACUGCUCUCCGACAAACUCGACAUACAUUCUUUAAACCAUCACAAUGAGAAUCAGCAAAUUGAUCAUGGCCGCCAGCGCUGCUGGUCUGGUUAGCGCUCUGCCCGUACGCGAGAUGGCCAAAAAGCGCUCUUCUGGAUUUACCUGGGUCGGUGUCAAUGAAUCUGGUGCGGAAUUUGGUAGCAGCAUCCCCGGAACGCUGGGUACCGACUACACAUGGCCCGAUACCUCCAAGAUUCAGACUCUGCGCGAUGCGGGUAUGAACAUCUUCCGUGUCCCAUUUUUGAUGGAGCGUCUGGUGCCGAGCUCCAUGACCGGCACACCGGAUGCCACUUACCUGAGCGACCUGAAGAAGGUAGGGCCGAGCCAUUUGCUUGACGUGAUGAGAUGCUAAUAUUCGGCGAUAGACCGUCGAAUUCAUUACCGACAGUGGUGCUUAUGCCGUUCUUGAUCCUCAUAACUAUGGAAGAUACUCUGGAAGUAUCAUUUCC
Molecule: messenger RNA, 676 nt
Organism: Aspergillus novofumigatus IBT 16806
Lineage: Eukaryota; Fungi; Ascomycota; Eurotiomycetes; Eurotiales; Aspergillaceae
Product: glycoside hydrolase
Exons: 3
Coding region: 232-579 (115 amino acids)
Biological process (GO): glucan catabolic process
Molecular function (GO): hydrolase activity, hydrolyzing O-glycosyl compounds
Source: RefSeq, a predicted model, not a curated record